AUGGAAGCCCCUCUGAUAGCUGUAGUCACAGGAGCUAACCGUGGCAUCGGCCGUGCCAUAUGUGCUGCGCUGGUUCAGCAGCUUCCAGGUCCCCUAGUUUUGUACGCAGCCUCGCGUGCCGGGGCUUCUCCCGAUCUGACCAACCUGACCAUUCCUCCAACUGUCUCAAUUCGCCCUGUCCAGCUCUCCCUAACGGACCAGGCAAGUAUCUCAGCACUCAGUGCGAGGAUUAAAAAUGAAAACAAGGGCUGUGAUGUACUCAUUAAUAAUGCCGGGAUAUAUUUUUUCCAAGAGAACAUCACAGCCGCACAGCGGCAGGAAACCCUUGACAUUAACUAUCGUGGCACUCUCAAUAUUUGUCAAGCUUUCCUACCAAUAAUGCGCAAGGGUGGCCGUAUCGUCAAUAUUUCUUCCCAGUCCGGCCAGCUCAAAUACUUCCAUCCUCGCUUGCAGGCGCGAUUUCUGCGCCCCGAUCUCAAUCUCUCUGAGCUGGAUGAUCUAGUUGAUGAGUAUCUCCGCUCAGCCGAACGGCACAAUGCGAGCGCUUCGGGCUGGCCCCCUCUUGCUUACUUCACCAGCAAAGCCGCUCUAAACUCCGCCACACGAAUUUUGGCCCGCGAAAAUCCUCAUCUAUUGAUCAACUGUUGCUGCCCUGGGUGGGUGGGUACGUCAUUGGGUGCGCAGGCGGGCCAGCCACCAAAAUCUGUUGAACAGGGAGCGAGAAUUCCACUGCGACUGGCGAUUGGGGAAAUCGAGCAAAUCAGUGGGCGGUACUGGGCGAAUGAUUCGGUGGCGAGUGCGGGCUAUGGGAAGGUCCAGGAUUGGUAG
Penicillium coprophilum is the source of this 828-nucleotide messenger RNA. RefSeq lists its product as uncharacterized. Bases 1 to 828 code for a protein of 275 amino acids. Gene Ontology annotation, molecular function: oxidoreductase activity. The record is from RefSeq and is a predicted model, not a curated record. Lineage: Eukaryota; Fungi; Ascomycota; Eurotiomycetes; Eurotiales; Aspergillaceae. The transcript is spliced from 5 exons.